GGUGUCAUUUUUUAACCUGUAUCCCAAGUUCGCAUAAAAGAUACUUACUUAUCUCCAAUUCUCCUUCAUUUUUGAUAAUUUUCAAGAUAUUUUAUAGAAAAUCUCCACCAACUCUCCCAUUUUCCCUCUUCUUCUGCCCUUUUCUCCAACUUUCGAUUCCUUGAAAAGGUUGUCAUUUUUCUUGCAAUACAACUAGAUUCAAAGUCUGGUUAAACAAACAAAAAAUACAUCAGGAGCAAUUUCUUCCCUCAUCAUUUCCCGUUUUAUCGAUUAUCUCUGAGAUUCCCUUCCCCAUGGCAGCAAUGUCAGGGAAGAUUUUCCAAAAUGUUUCUGUUGCACACUACUCCCAACAAAAUAGACAAUUUCAUACCCAAUGCAGCAGAGACUCUUUUAACUCAAAUUUGCGCAACUUCCUUCCAAUUAGCGGAAGGAGGUCGGCAUGGAAUGGUGUCUUGGCCAUGCGAUUGCGCACUUUGUCAAUAUAUCAGAAUGAUUUUGUUAGUCGAAGAAGUAUUUGCUGUAAUGCUACUUCAUCUUCAACAGCAGUUCGACCUCUCGAAAAGAGUGAUUUUCUUAAACUUCAAAAUGGCAGUGAUAUCCGAGGUGUUGCUGUUGCUGGUGUUGAUGGUGAACAUGUAACCCUUACAGAACCAGUUUCAAAGGCCAUAGCUGCUGCAUUUGCUGCAUGGCUAUCUGAUAAAAAGAAAAAAGAUGGUCCUAGGCCCUUAAGUGUUUCCAUUGGUCAUGAUUCUCGAAUUUCAGCCUCUAAGCUUCAGGAUGCCGUGUCUCAGGGGCUGAAUAGUGCUGGUGUCGAUGUUUUACAUUUUGGGUUGGCUUCAACUCCUGCAAUGUUUAAUAGCACUCUGACAGAAAAUGAGGAGGUUGGGUGUCCAGUUGAUGGAGCCAUCAUGAUAACUGCUAGUCAUCUUCCCUACAAUAGAAAUGGCUUCAAGUUUUUCACCAAUGCUGGAGGACUUGGUAAACCAGACAUUAAAGAUAUUCUUGAGCGUGCUUCUGAUAUAUAUAACAAGUUUACAGAUGAGGGUCUCAAUGAAUUACAAGGAAAAUCAUCUGCAUCUGUCAGAAAAGUCGACUACAUGUCUAUAUAUGCAUCUGAUCUUGUGCAAGCAGUUCGUAAAGCAGCAGGAAACAUAGAGAAGCCUCUAGAUGGCUUUCAUAUAGUUGUUGACGCUGGGAAUGGAGCUGGAGGCUUUUUCGUUGGUAAGGUGCUUGAGCCUCUGGGUGCUGUCACUAGCGGCAGUCAGUUCUUGGAGCCAGACGGUAUGUUUCCUAACCAUAUUCCUAAUCCAGAAGAUAAGGCUGCAAUGAAUGCCAUCACUCAGGCCGUUCAUAAUAACAAAGCAGAUUUGGGCAUAAUCUUUGAUACUGAUGUGGACAGAUCUGCUGCUGUAGAUUCCACCGGCCGCGAGCUUAAUAGAAAUCGUUUGAUUGCUCUAAUUUCUGCUAUAGUCCUUGAAGAACAUCCUGGGACAACUAUUGUCACCGACAGUGUGACUUCAGAUGGUCUCACUACAUUUAUUGAAAAGAAACUUGGAGGAAAGCAUCACAGAUUCAAGAGAGGCUACAAAAAUGUCAUCGAUGAAGCCAUUCGUCUGAACUCUAUUGGAGAAGAGUCACAUUUGGCCAUUGAGACUAGUGGUCAUGGUGCGCUCAAAGAGAAUCAUUGGCUUGACGACGGGGCAUAUCUCAUGGUCAAGCUUCUUAAUAAGCUUGCUUCUGCUAGGGCGUCAGGAAUACAAGGGGGUAGCAAAGUUUUAACUGAUUUGGUGGAAGGUCUGCAAGAAGCAGCUGUUACUGUUGAAUUGAGACUCAAGAUAGAUCAAAAUCAUGUAGAUCUUAAAGGAGGAUCCUUCCGUGACUAUGGGGAGGCUGUUUUGAAGCACUUGGAAAACUUAGUAGAUUCAGAUCCUAAGCUCAUCAAAGCCCCUGUUAAUUAUGAAGGCGUUAGAGUUUCAGGUUUUGGAGGUUGGUUUCUUUUGAGACUCUCGCUUCAUGAUCCUGUUCUACCACUUAACAUUGAGGCGCAAAGCGACGAUGAAGCCGUGAAACUUGCACUUGUUGUGCGUGAAGCUGUGAAGGAGUUCCGAGCUUUGGACACAUCUUCAUUGGAGAAGUUUAUCAAUAGGGAUUGACUGUUCUUUACAAGGAUGUUUUACUCACCCGUAAAGGUCUUUUUCAUUUCGAGGUUGACGAAGGUGUUGCAGAAAUGGAUCGGAGGGGCAUGUUUGUAUUCUAGAGGCUGAAGUUGUGAGUUGUGAUGAUAUACAGCAAUGCAUCUUGGUGCUGUCUCAAAUAGUCAUCUUUGCAGAAAAGUAGUUUGCUUCAACUUUCCAAAAAGGUUUUAUUUUUGUUCAAAAGUUUUAUGAAGACAUCCACACAGACGAACAUCUUUGCAGCAACUUUUAAGGGUUAUGUAUAAGAAUUAAUUACGUUAUUUUAAAUAAAUGAAAGUCAGAAGUCUACACUGGGAGUAUUGUGUUAAGCAAUUUCUUUUCUUUUUCUUUUUCUUUUUCUUUUUCUUUUUCUUUUUGUAUAUAAUAAAAAGACAUUUCAUUGCUCUGUAAA
Molecule: messenger RNA, 2586 nt
Organism: Amaranthus tricolor (Joseph's coat)
Lineage: Eukaryota; Viridiplantae; Streptophyta; Magnoliopsida; Caryophyllales; Amaranthaceae
Exons: 18
Coding region: 294-2153 (619 amino acids)
Biological process (GO): carbohydrate metabolic process
Cellular component (GO): chloroplast stroma
Molecular function (GO): phosphomannomutase activity
Source: RefSeq, a predicted model, not a curated record